Molecule: messenger RNA, 1872 nt
Organism: Podospora pseudocomata
Lineage: Eukaryota; Fungi; Ascomycota; Sordariomycetes; Sordariales; Podosporaceae
Exons: 3
Coding region: 1-1668 (555 amino acids)
Source: RefSeq, a predicted model, not a curated record
AUGAGAUCCUGUUCUCCCUCUAUGAGAGGGCUGACAGUCUGUUCAGUGGUCUUGUCAAUUUCCCUAGCGUCAGCCAAACCUCUCUCAUUCCGAUCUCGCAACGACACCACAACCGCUGUAAAAAAAAUCAGCUGGGCACCAUGCAAUUUCAACGUUUCAGGCGACCCUCUUGCAGACCAAAUCGACUGCGGGAGUCUGGUUGUACCGCUCGAUUACACCGACCCAACCUCCAAUGAGACCCUCACGUUGUCUCUGCUGAGAAGCAAAGCCGUCUCCCCUAGCGCCACGGGAAACAAGAAGAGCAUGCUCUUCAACUUUGGCGGGCCAGGCUACCCGGCAAGAACUACCCUGGCAGAAAAUGCCGUUACUCUGCACAACAUGACUGGCGGAGAAUAUGACCUCGUCGCCUUUGAUCCACGCGGCACGGCCGACACUAUCACCUUCAGAUGCUAUGCCAACCAGACCGAGCGCCUCGCAGCAACCGCUUCCCUCCCCAUCCUCGACCUCACCCCCGGCGCCAGCGCCCCCAACGCCUUCGCCGAAAACUACGCCAACGCCGUCGCCCUCUCCCAACGUUGCGCCGCCUACAACCUCGACCCAGCCCUCCAAAAGAACGCCAACGUUCUCACCACCGGAAUGGUAGCCCGCGAUCUAAUGGCUGUAGUCGACUCCCUCCACACCUUCGAAGAAGAAGACGGUCUCCUCCACUACUGGGGCAUCUCCUACGGCUCCCUCCUCGGCGCCACCGUCGCCGCACUCUUCCCAGACAGAAUGGAACGCCUCAUCCUCGACGGAAUAGUCAACGCAGAGAAUUACUACCACCACUUCGGCAUCGACAUCGACCAACUCCUCUCUUCCGACGACGCCUUCCAGGGUGUGCUCUCCGACUGCCUCAAAAUUGGCACCUCCCGCUGUGCCCUAGCCGACAUCAACUCCACCGCUCCCGAGCUAGAAGCCACGCUCCUCGCCAUGGUCGACCGCUACCAAUCCAACCCCGUCGCCGCGGCCGGCAAGGUAAUCAACGGGAAAUUCGUCAAAGAAAUCCUCAUAGUCAUCAUCAAAUACCCCACUGGCAUCGUCCCCCUAGCCACAGUCUACAUCCGCUCCCUCCUCGAAGGCAAAAACCUCGACGGGGUGGUGGCCUUCCACACGGCGCUCUACAACGCCGUCAGCAUGGGUGACAAUGACGCCUUGACGGGAAUAGCCUGCUCAGACAAGGUCAUCCGCGCCACUGGGCCCACGGAUCAGAAGUUGAUAGAUGACACAAAUCACAUGUUCAAUUCGACAAAGAUAUUUGGCGGGUUGCUAGCCGGGAUCGCCAGCCAGUGCGCCGAGUGGCCUCAUGAGGGGAGGGGGAAGUACACGGAGCACUGGUUUGAUGAGGAAGGACGGCCAAGGGUGAUUAAGACGAGGAAGCCGAUUUUGUUUGUCGGGAAUCGGUAUGAUCCUGUGACGCCGGUCAAGUCGGCGGUGGCCAUGUCAAGCGUUUUUGAGGGGAGCCGGGUGUUGGAACGGGAUGCGUUUGGGCAUGCGUCGAUCGCGCAGUGGUCGGAUUGCACGGCCGAGGUGUUUAGGGGGUAUUUUGGGGAGGAGAUGGUUCUGCCUGAGGACAAGAAGGUUUGUGAGGUUGAUGUUGGGGUGUUUGACGUUGGGGUGUUUCCUGGGUAAAGCUUCAGUACGUAGGUACCUAGCUCCACCAUACAUGAAAGCCUUGAAGGGCUCCUCUUCAAGCCCCGAGUCCCCUCGCUGGUCUUGUCAAAUGUCGAGAGAUUGUCCAACCAUGCUGAUCGCCGUCUCAUCGGCAAGACAGUACACGCCAAGCAACCACGUGGUUGAGAGACUUUGCUAUUUUGAUAGAAGUUGAAGAGACAC